This is a messenger RNA of Postia placenta MAD-698-R-SB12, 1557 nucleotides long. RefSeq names its product glycosyltransferase family 22 protein. Gene Ontology annotation, biological process: protein N-linked glycosylation. Gene Ontology annotation, molecular function: alpha-1,6-mannosyltransferase activity. The coding region runs from base 1 to 1557 and encodes 518 amino acids. The record is from RefSeq and is a predicted model, not a curated record. Lineage: Eukaryota; Fungi; Basidiomycota; Agaricomycetes; Polyporales; Adustoporiaceae. The transcript is spliced from 9 exons. Gene Ontology annotation, cellular component: endoplasmic reticulum membrane.
AUGGAUCUUCUGCUUGAACUUCUGCUUCUGGCGACAAGUUGGAUUCAUGUUCUCCUGGCGCCUUACACAAAAGUCGAAGAGAGUUUUAACUUGCAUGCUGUGCACGAUGUGCUCAUGUAUGGUGUCGGCCAUGAGGCUCUACUCAAUUACGAUCACUUCAUUUUUCCUGGAGCAGUGCCGCGGACAUUCAUAGGGGGUCUCUCGCUGGCAUGGUCGUCAUAUCCAGCAAUCCUGGUCGCCCAGAAGCUGGGCUGUGUCAGAGACAAGUCUGACCUGCAGAUCAUCGUUCGAUUGGUUCUGGCCACUGCGAAUGCCAUGAUUCUGUGCCUCAUACGACGUGCACUCUCGCGUCGGUUCGGAGGGCCUACCAGUCGUUUCUAUGUGCUUUUGACCUGCACCCAGUUCCAUCUACCAUUUUGGAUGGGCAGGACGUUGCCAAACAUGUUCGCCCUGAUUCCUGUCAAUCUCGCGCUUUACUUCUGUGUGAACCGCGGCCCGACCUCGCUUCGUCCGUCCCAGCGCAACUUUGACCGUGCACUCGCACUUCUUGUGUUCACUGCAGCUGUCUUUCGCUCGGAAGUUGUUUUACUACUUGGUCCUCUCGCACUUCAAGCCCUCUUCUACAACUACACGACAUUUGGUAGGCUGUUCAAAGUCGGAGUGCUCUCUGGGACCGCGUCCGCCGCGGCAACUAUACUCACGGAUUCGUACUUCUGGCAGAGAUGGCCCCUAUGGCCUGAGCUCUAUGGGGUCUAUUUCAACGUCAUUGAAGGCAAGAGUGCCGAGUGGGGCGUCUCGCCAUUCCACACCUACUUCACGGCAUGCCUUCCUAAACUGUUGCUCUCUUCCUUGCCUCUGUCUAUCCUUGGGUUCCUGCUUGAUUCGCGUGUCCGUGAACCUAUGUUACCGGCACUCGCAUUCGUCCUCCUCAUCAGUUCACUGGGGCACAAGGAGUGGCGGUUCGUCGUGUACGUCGUCCCCGUCUUCAACAUCGCAGCAGCGAAGGGCGCUUCAUGGCUGUCAUCGCGACGAAAGAGCACCGUCUUCGGUCGACUCUGCUUCCUCGUCGUAAUAGGUCUCCUGUGCUGUAACGGCUUUGUAACGUAUAUGCUCACGGCAGCAUCCAUGCACAACUACCCGGGAGGAGAGGCCCUCUCAACGUUCAAUAACCUGUAUGUCGCGCAGGAAAAUGUGCAUGUACACAUAUCCAACCUCGCCUCACAGACUGGUGCCUCCCUCUUUUUGCAUACGCAUGCACCGCCAUACCUUCCCGGCCUGGAGGUUGCGGAUGCUUCCGCCGCCCACAAUUGGACUUACAACAAGACCGAGCACCUCUCGCCUAAGGCACUAUCUGCCACGAGCGAGGUCACGCACCUGAUCGCUGAGAUGGACACCUUUGCGGUCGAGGCCGUGGAGAGCUUUGAUAGGUGGUCGCUCAACACUGGCCUGCGGGGAAUUGUGAAGCAAGGCUUGAUGGACAGCAUAGACGCGUUGUUGCACCCGCUGCGAAUGGUUAAGAGCGAAAAGCUUGUGAUUCUGGAGAGGAAAGGGGCGUAA